Messenger RNA from Debaryomyces fabryi, 1569 nucleotides. RefSeq names its product galactokinase (gene GAL1). Gene Ontology annotation, cellular component: cytoplasm; cytosol. The record is from RefSeq and is a predicted model, not a curated record. Gene Ontology annotation, biological process: galactose metabolic process; carbohydrate phosphorylation. The transcript has a single exon. Lineage: Eukaryota; Fungi; Ascomycota; Pichiomycetes; Serinales; Debaryomycetaceae. Bases 1 to 1569 code for a protein of 522 amino acids. Gene Ontology annotation, molecular function: ATP binding; galactokinase activity.
AUGACCGACACUGUUCCAACAUUCAAAGACUUAUCAUUUUAUUCAGAUCCUGAAUCAAACAAUUCAAGAUAUGUAAAACUAAUUGAAAAAUUCCAGAACACUUUCGGGAAUAAGCCAGAAUUUAUCAGUCGUUCUCCUGGAAGGGUCAACUUGAUUGGAGACCAUAUUGAUUACAAUCAUUUUUCUGUAUUGCCAAUGGCUAUCGAUGUUGAUGUGAUUGCUGCAGUUGCUACUAGUGAUGAUCAUAAGAUAGUAUUAACCAAUACUGAUGAGUCGUUUACAAAAGAAGAAUUCGAGUUAGCUUCGAAUGGGGAUGUUAUCGAAAUAGAUAAGACCCACCAUACUUGGGGAAAUUACUUCAAAUGUGGAUUGAUUGUUGCCCAUAAGUACAUUAAAGACAAUUUUCCUGAAACUGUGGACAACGGUCUUAAACCGUUGAGAGGGAUGAGAUUAACAUUUAACGGUACCGUUCCUGCUGGAGGAGGAUUAUCAUCAUCAGCAGCAUUCUGUGUUGCCUCUACUUUAGCUAUAUUGAGAGCUAAUGGGGUAACCUCAGUUUCAAAGGCUGAUUUAACCAAGAUUACCGUUGUGUCUGAACAUUAUGUUGGGGUUAAUACAGGCGGUAUGGAUCAAUGUGCAUCUAUAUAUGGUGAACAGAAUAAAGCAUUAUUAAUUCAAUUCAAACCAAAAUUAAUUGGUAUUCCCUUUGAAAUCCCUGUAAUUAAGCCUAAUGAUAUGGUAUUUUUGAUUUCCAACAGUUUGCUCAAAGCAAAUAAGCACGAAACUGCUCCUACAGAUUAUAAUUUAAGAGUGGUUGAAAUUGCUGCCGCAUCAGAAUUAUUUGCAAAGAAGUUCAAUUUGAUUUUACCUAAGGAUUCAAAUUUAUCUACAGGCACUUUGAGAGGUUUCAUGGACAAAUAUUUUGAAGAAUACUUAAAAGAGGGCGCAUGGGAUGGUAGUGAUAUUGAUGUCGGUAUCAGUCGCUUAGAAGAAAUGUUGAAGUUGACUGAGAGUGUUUUCAAUGAUGAUGAAAAAGUUGGGUUUGAAACAACUGAAAUUGCACAACAGUUGGGCUUAUCAAAGGAAGACUUUACGAAGAUCUUUUUGACUAAAGCUCCUGUCAGAUACCAGAAAUUAAAAAUUUACCAAAGAAGUAAGCAUGUUUUUUCUGAUUCCUUAAGAGUUUUGCAAGUCCUAAAAUUGUUGGGAAGUUACAGCUCAAGCGAAGACUCCGAGAUGUUCUUAAAAAACUUUGGUCUGUUGUUAAGCGAUUCCCAUCAUUCAAGUGAUGUUUAUAAUGACUCUUCGAAGCCAGAAUUAGAUCAGCUUUGUAAAAUAUCUACGUCUAAUGGUGCCUACGGUGCCAGGGUUACUGGUGCUGGAUUCGGAGGCUCUGUAGUUCAUUUAACAACGGCUGAUAAAUUAUCAAACGUUGUAACAGCAUUGACCGAGCAAUAUUAUAAAAAACAGUUCCCUGAUAUCACUCAACAAGAAUUGGAUGAAGCCAUAGUCGUAUCGAAACCAGCUACAGGUAGUUGCAUUGUUGAAUUAGAUAGUUUCUCAUUAUAA